Molecule: messenger RNA, 2295 nt
Organism: Adelges cooleyi (spruce gall adelgid)
Lineage: Eukaryota; Metazoa; Arthropoda; Insecta; Hemiptera; Adelgidae
Gene: TBC1D5
Product: TBC1 domain family member 5
Exons: 15
Coding region: 501-2099 (532 amino acids)
Biological process (GO): activation of GTPase activity
Molecular function (GO): GTPase activator activity
Source: RefSeq, a predicted model, not a curated record
GGCCUUACUCUCUGCCCUCUGGAAGCUACAGCUGAUCUCAUUCUGAUAACAAAAUUAGUAUUAUCUCUGUGAGUAAUAUUUUUGCUAUAUAAUAUACUUAGGUAUAUGCAUAUUAUUAUACAAACAAUACGUAAAGAGUUACUAUACCCGUCUUAUCUAAAAGUUGAAAUUGAUAAUAAUUGUGGUGGAUCACCGAAUCAAUAUAAUAUACACCUGGGGUGUUGCUGUCUACCGAGUGCUGAUAUGCAAUAUAGAUUAUAAUGCUAAAUGCACAUUGCCCAGUAUUUGACUUCCAGUCAGCGAUAUUUUACAUAAUAAUAUGUUAUAAUAAUUUCUCUAACCUCUAUAAUAUGUUGACUUUAUGACACGAUAAACGUAUGGUUUAUGGACGAUGAACCUUCGUUACAAAAUACAAAAAUUUCAGUUAGACCCUUUUGAAAUAAACCUUUGCGCGGGGAUUGUAGAUUUAUUUAACACUGCCUUAUCCUCAACUCAUUCAGAUGUUUUAUGUUGAUGAGUGUACAGAAAGUGCUGAAAAUGGUGAAAACAUUGCUGUCAAAUUAUAUGAACAGGAAUGGAAUUCACUAUUCAAUACCGCCAGUAUGGAUGAAUUGCGCAACAUUGCUAUUCAAGGGGAUUUGCGAGCGUCAAGGUUUAGAAGUGUAUGUUGGCGUAUAUUGUUAGAUAUAUUGCCAUUGGACUCGACUAAAUGGAUAUCGGUUAUAGAAAAACAUCGUUCACGGUAUGAACAUAUCAAACAGAAACAUUAUAAUGAUCCACACUCACAGGACACAGAACCCGAUGAUCCACUUUCACAAAGUGAUAGUAGUAUUUGGAAACAAUAUUUCAAAGACAUGGAGUUGAAAAAAUUAAUCAAACAAGAUGUGGUUAGGACGUCUCCGGGCAUUCAAUUUUUUCAAACGGAACGAAUACAAAACACAAUGGUCAACAUAUUAUUUUGCUAUUCUAGAGAACAUCCCGACUUGAGUUAUAGACAAGGAAUGCAUGAAAUUUUAGCACCAAUAUUAUUUGUCCUACAUUGUGAUCAUCAAGCGCUGCUUCAUGUCGUAGAACAAUCUUCUGAUGUUAGUGAUGUAAUACAACAAAUUUUGAACCCAUUACAUUUGGAAGCAGAUGCAUAUUCGCAGUUUAGUACUUUGAUGAAGGUUAUGAUAGACUAUUACACUAUUAACGAUAGUACACUAUUGUCGUCGGAAGACGAAUCGGAGACCAUAAAGAUUAGUUCUAAUACGGAAAGUGAAAUUGUUCGGAAACUAUUAAAAAUACGCGAUAGUAUGUUACCCAAGUAUGAUCCCGAAUUGCAUAAUCACCUUAUAAGACUCGACAUUGCGUUCACUACAUUUGGAAUCCGCUGGUUAAGAUUAUUAUUCGGUGGAGAAUUUUCAUUGAUGGAUUUGUUAGUAUUGUGGGAUGUUAUUUUUGCAAAAUCACCGCUACACUUUCAACUGAUAAAUCAUAUAUUUGUUGCGAUGUUAAUACUAUUACGGGUUCAGUUAUUGAAAAGUGAUAGCACUAGCUGUCUUACAUUUCUAAUGAAGUACCCACAUGUAGAUGUAACAUCGGUCAUUGAGUAUGCGCUUCACAUGUCCGAUCCUCAAAUCUAUCCAUUACCGUCCGUCAUCCAUUCUUUGAAGCACGACAAAAGGGAUAUCUCAAGAACGAAUUCAUUGGAAGAAGAACUUCAGAGGCCAUCACAGUUGGUAUAUUCGUCAAGAAGAAUGCGCAACUCCUCGGAGGAGUUGGUGGAACUUUGUAGAGUUAAGUUGUUACAAUAUCAUUCUAUUUUAAAUCCAGUUGUCGGUGAUCACCACAGAGAAGCUCGACAAGCAUUAAACGGAAUGUUGGAAUUGUGUGCCAUGCUAAGUACACAUUCUGGCAUUAUUGAAAUGGGUAAAGAUGUGGCAAGAAUCGCCUCUCCCGUCCAAGCCCCAAAUACUCCUGAUACUCCAGAUAGACCACAAUUACCUCCUCCCGCAUCUGCCAUUACUAUGAAAGUGUUCCGUAAAGUAGAAAGUUCUUCUAACUCGCUUAUAAGAGGGGCGCCGACAAAAAAUCCUCUCAAACAGAUGAAAAGAUAAACGCUGAAAAGACUUAAUUUUUAUAACCUUACUCUACAAAAAAAAAAAUGUAUGUGUUGAAUAAGUUAACGUUUGCCCUCUAAAAAUGAAGCUUAUGAGUUUCUAGUCUAAUUUAUCAAAUAUGUACCAAUUAUGAUAUUUUAAUUUGUCUGUGUAUUUGUAUAUAUUUUUUUUUUAGCAUAAUGUUUUACACUUA